This is a messenger RNA of Blepharisma stoltei, 267 nucleotides long. The record is from the annotation of a GenBank genome assembly. Lineage: Eukaryota; Ciliophora; Heterotrichea; Heterotrichida; Blepharismidae.
AUGCUUGAUAAAAAUUUUUCAAAAGAAGGCUAUGUUGUAAGAUUUCUCAAAAGCAAUGAAAUAAGUCUGUAUCCAACAUUAAUGAAGCACUUAAAAUCAAUACAAGGAAAAAUUUACGAGUACCUAGCAAGGCCGAAAGCCAAUGAAGGUGGGAUAAAUAGAGUUAUAUGGUCCAUAAUAUUUUAUGAUGCUGAUCCUAAAGUUUGGAAUAAUUUUUUCCAUAAAUUUUUAAGUGAUUUACCCUGAGUGAAAUUGAAAAUGCAAUAA